AUGCUAAAUAAGCUGCGCGAAAAGCUUUGCUGUGGUUGUAAAGAAAGAAGCGAUGAUACCGAAGAAAACUUCCGCCCUGCCGAUUUGUCUCAAAAGGGUAAGGAUAGGGUUGCGUCCGUAGGCGGCCAUUCUCGUGAGGACUCCAAGAAAGUGGGUGCCGACCAACCUGUCAAUGACACGAAGCAUGUAAAUGACGAACUAAUCCAAAAAUACUCGAAGACUCAAAACCCCGAGCAACAAGACGAAACCAAGUGCCUGGGAGAGUCCGAGCAUGAUGAGGUCGGCGCCGACGUGUCUCCCAUUAGCAGGCAACAUUCAAAAAGAAGCAGUCUAGAGAAGGACAGAAAAUUGGAUGACCCUGAGGACGAACCAAGGUUCUUGGAUGAACAGAAGAGUGACCACAAACAAGACAAAUCUGAGAUCCCUAAAUGCCCUGUGUCUGACAUGACGCCUGCAGAUGACGACGUGAUCGAUAGAAGCGAUAGACCCGGUGAUGCAGAUAUUUGGCAGAGGGCCUUUGACGAACUGAAUGAGAAUUCAAAGGGAAAGUUGCGCGAAGACCAAGCUAUGCCUCCGGAAAAUGCCAUCGAAGAGGUCAUAAAUAGAACGAAAGAGAGCUUUGAAGCGUAUCAAAAUGGAGGACUGAAGUUCAAGAAGUACAAUGGAAAAGAAGUCAAUGUUCGCGAGGUAGCCAAAAGGAUUCUCGAUUCGGUCAUUCACUGUUCAGAGAUUAUCAAAGGGAUAGCUGCCUUUGACCCUACUCAUCAUGAUAAGUAA
Aspergillus pseudonomiae is the source of this 777-nucleotide messenger RNA. RefSeq lists its product as uncharacterized. NCBI's taxonomy places the organism in Eukaryota, Fungi, Ascomycota, Eurotiomycetes, Eurotiales, Aspergillaceae. The record is from RefSeq and is a predicted model, not a curated record. Bases 1 to 777 code for a protein of 258 amino acids. The transcript has a single exon.